UGUUAUCUUUUUUCACUUGGCACCGUCUUUGACUACACGCGCACACGCACGCGCUGCUGUAAUCAAAUCAGAGGUUCUAGAUUUGGGGUUUAGGGUUUCGCCAUUCCCAAUCGAUUCUCAUCUUCUCACACACAGUUUUGCUGCUAUCUUCUCCACCAAUGGUUUCCGAUAGUAGCCCUCAUUCUCCUCCAGAUGAUGGAUUGAAGAAGAAGCUCGAUGAUGGAUUGAAGAAGAAACUCGAGUACUUGUCGUUGGUAUCAAAGGUGUGCACUGAGUUGGAAUCUCACACCGGCACCGGCGACAAGGUCCUCGCCGAGUUCAUCACCGAGUUGGGUCGCGACUCCGAGAACGUCGAGGAAUUUGAUGCCAAGUUGAAGGAGAAUGGUGCUGAGAUGCCUGAUUACUUCGUCAAAACACUCCUCACCAUCAUUCACGCCAUUCUCCCACCGAAACCGAGGAAGGAGAAGGAGAAGGAGAGGGGUGGUGCUGCCGGUGGGAAGACUAAGUUCAAGGCUCUUGCUAUAGCGGAUGAUAGGGACCGUGUCAAGGAGCUUCAGAAGGAGAUUGAGAGUGAGGCCAGGCAGAAAGAACCGGCAGAUGAUGAUGAUAGAUACGUGGAUAGGGAUAGAAGAGAUAGACGCAGAGAUCAUCGGUAUGGUGGAGAUGACAGAAGGGAUUAUAGAAGGGGAAAUGGUAGAGAUAGAGAUAGAGAGAGGGAUAGGGAUAGGGAUGUGGACAGAGAGAGAGAUAGAGAUCGAGGGAGAGACAGGUAUGAUAGGCGUAGGAGAGAUGGGUAUGAAGAGGAUGAGCGUGGAAGGGAGGAUGAUGAAGGGAGAGGUCGGAGGGAUUCAAGACAUGGGUAUGAAGAGGAUGAGCGCGGAAGGGGGGAGAAUGGCGAAGGGAAAGGUCGUAGCGAUUCAAGACAUGGGUCUGGUGAGCCUGAACUGUAUAUGGUUUAUAAAGGUAGAGUGUCAAGGGUUAUGGAUACUGGCUGCUUUGUUCAGUUGGAUGAUUUUAGAGGGAAGGAGGGUUUGGUGCAUGUUUCUCAGAUUGCUACUAGAAGGAUUACUAAUGCCAAGGAUGUUAUCAAGCGAGAUCAGGAGGUUUAUGUGAAGGUGAUAUCGGUUUCUGGUAACAAGUUGAGUCUUGCCAUGAGGGAUGUUGAUCAGCAUACAGGGAAGGAUCUUCUUCCGUUAAAGAAGAGCUCCGAGGAUGAUGCUCCGAGGAUGAAUCCGCAGGGCUUGAGGGAUGGGCCGGUUUCCAGGACGGGGCUUUCUGGGAUAAGGAUUGUGGAGGAGGAUUCUGUUGGUGGUUCUUCGCGGAGGCCUUUGAAGAGGAUGAGCUCUCCUGAGAUAUGGGAAGCGAAACAGUUGAUUGCUUCGGGAGUUAUGAGUGUUUCGGAGUAUCCGACUUAUGAUGAGGAGGGAGAUGGGUUGUUGUAUCAGGAAGAAGAUGCUGAGGAAGAGCUCGAGAUUGAGAUGAAUGACGACGAACCUGCCUUCUUGCAAGGGCAGAGCAGGUACUCAAUGGAUAUGUCUCCUGUUAAGAUUUUUAAGAAUCCAGAAGGCUCUCUGGGUCGUGCUGCGGCGCUCCAGUCUGCACUUAUAAAGGAGCGGAGGGAAGUAAGAGAGCAGCAACAGCGUACAAUGCUUGAUUCAAUUCCAAAAGAUCUCAAUCGUCCUUGGGAAGACCCUAUGCCAGAGACGGGUGAAAGACAUCUUGCCCAGGAGCUCAGGGGUGUUGGUUUAUCAGCCUAUGAUAUGCCUGAAUGGAAGAAGGAUGCCUAUGGGAAAACCAUUACUUUUGGGCAGAGGUCAAAGCUUUCUAUUCAGGAGCAGAGGCAGAGUUUGCCAAUUUACAAGUUGAAAAAAGAAUUGAUUCAGGCAGUCCAUGAUAAUCAGCUGCUGGUGGUGAUUGGUGAAACUGGUUCAGGUAAAACUACUCAGGUCACACAGUAUCUUGCUGAAGCGGGUUACACCACAAGAGGUAAAAUUGGAUGUACUCAACCCCGUAGGGUGGCUGCGAUGUCAGUUGCAAAGAGAGUUGCAGAAGAGUUUGGUUGUAGAUUAGGAGAGGAAGUUGGUUAUGCCAUUCGUUUUGAGGAUUGCACUGGACCUGAUACUGUAAUCAAGUACAUGACGGAUGGUAUGCUCCUUAGGGAAAUAUUGGUUGAUGAGAGUCUAUCACAGUAUUCUGUUAUCAUGCUUGAUGAAGCCCAUGAAAGAACAAUUCAUACCGAUGUUCUUUUUGGACUCCUGAAGCAGCUAGUGAAGCGUAGACCUGAAUUGCGAUUGAUUGUCACAUCUGCUACUCUGGAUGCUGAGAAGUUUUCAGGAUAUUUCUAUAACUGUAACAUCUUCAGAAUUCCUGGGAGAACUUUUCCUGUGGAGGUACUUUAUACUAAACAGCCAGAAAGUGAUUACCUAGAUGCAUCUUUAAUCACUGUUCUACAGAUCCACUUGACAGAACCUGAAGGGGACAUUCUUCUAUUUUUGACUGGUCAAGAGGAGAUUGAUUUUGCUUGUCAGUCUCUCUAUGAGAGAAUGAAGGGGUUAGGUAAGAAUGUACCAGAGCUGAUUAUUUUGCCUGUUUAUAGUGCCCUUCCUAGUGAAAUGCAAUCUAGGAUAUUUGAUCCUGCUCCUCCUGGGAAAAGGAAAGUAGUAGUGGCUACUAACAUUGCUGAGGCUUCCUUGACUAUUGAUGGAAUAUUUUAUGUCAUUGAUCCUGGAUUUGCGAAGCAAAAUGUUUAUAACCCCAAGCAAGGUCUUGAUUCUUUGGUCAUAACUCCAAUCUCUCAAGCAUCAGCCCAACAAAGAGCUGGACGUGCAGGGCGCACUGGACCUGGAAAGUGUUAUCGUCUCUAUACUGAGAGUGCAUAUAGGAAUGAGAUGUCUCCUACUUCAAUUCCAGAGAUUCAAAGGAUAAAUUUGGGGACGACUACUCUUAAUAUGAAAGCUAUGGGGAUAAAUGAUCUUCUGUCCUUUGAUUUUAUGGAUCCGCCAUCACCCCAAGCUCUUAUUUCUGCCAUGGAGCAGUUGUACAGUCUUGGAGCAUUGGAUGAAGAGGGCCUUUUAACCAAAUUGGGGAGGAAAAUGGCAGAAUUUCCUUUGGAUCCACCGUUGUCCAAGAUGCUGCUUGCCAGCGUAGACCUUGGAUGCAGUGAUGAGAUUUUGACCAUAAUUGCCAUGAUCCAGACAGGCAAUAUUUUUUACAGGCCCAGGGAAAAGCAAGCCCAAGCAGAUCAAAAGAGGGCAAAGUUUUUCCAGCCCGAGGGUGACCAUCUUACACUACUUGCUGUUUAUGAGGCUUGGAAAGCUAAGAAUUUUUCUGGGCCAUGGUGUUUUGAGAAUUUCGUUCAAUCUCGAUCCUUGAGAAGAGCACAGGAUGUUAGGAAACAGCUUCUUACCAUCAUGGAUAAGUACAAGUUGGAUGUUGUAAGUGCUGGAAAAAACUUCACGAAGAUCAGGAAGGCUAUCACUGCAGGUUUCUUCUUUCAUGCAGCUAGGAAGGACCCUCAAGAAGGUUACAGAACUCUAGUUGAGAAUCAGCCUGUUUAUAUCCAUCCAAGCUCAGCUUUGUUCCAGAGACAGCCAGAUUGGGUCAUAUACCAUGAACUUGUGAUGACUACUAAGGAAUAUAUGCGUGAGGUCACCGUCAUAGACCCCAAAUGGCUUGUUGAAUUGGCUCCAAGGUUCUUCAAAGUGGCUGAUCCUACAAAGAUGAGCAAGCGAAAGCGUCAAGAGCGUAUAGAACCACUUUAUGAUAGAUAUCACGAACCAAACUCGUGGCGUUUGAGCAAGCGCCGCGCAUGAUAUGUAACAAUCUGCUUCCUCUUAAUGCAAUGUUUUGGAUACAAUUUAUGUUGCAUUAGUUUUGAAUUUGAAUUUUAUCUAUAUGAUUAUUCAUAUGAUAUGAGAUUUUAGAGCAUGUUUGGUUUCAAGGUUAAAUGAUCUAGAAGCAAUUCUAGUUAGAAUGUAAAAGUUUUAGCUUCUGAGUGAAUUAUGCUUUAGAUUCUGUGCAA
This is a messenger RNA of Lotus japonicus, 4021 nucleotides long. RefSeq names its product probable pre-mRNA-splicing factor ATP-dependent RNA helicase DEAH5. Gene Ontology annotation, biological process: spliceosomal complex disassembly; mRNA splicing, via spliceosome. Gene Ontology annotation, molecular function: ATP binding; RNA binding; RNA helicase activity. The record is from RefSeq and is a predicted model, not a curated record. The transcript is spliced from 2 exons. Bases 159 to 3812 code for a protein of 1217 amino acids. NCBI's taxonomy places the organism in Eukaryota, Viridiplantae, Streptophyta, Magnoliopsida, Fabales, Fabaceae. Gene Ontology annotation, cellular component: intracellular anatomical structure; catalytic step 2 spliceosome.